CCAAUUAACUAGCUAGGACUGCACUGAGAACAAUGCUGAGUGAGCUGUGGAACGUUGUGGUUGGGGAUAUUUUCUUAACCUAUCCAUACAGCAUCUUCUCCUGGACUGCUGUUGCUGGUGUGUCACUGUAUCUGAUCAAGAAAUACUUUGGAGGAGGCGUGUGCUACUCCAAAGCUAGACUGGAUGGGAAGACUGCCAUCAUCACUGGAGCCAACACUGGGAUUGGUCUAGAGACUGCUGUUGACUUUGCUCAGAGAAAUGGGAGAGUUAUCUUGGCCUGUCGUAGCAAGGACAAGGGAGAGGCUGCUGUGGAGCUAGUCAAGAAGAGAAGCAGAAACAAUGACGUGUUGUUCAUGCAAUUAGAUCUGUCUUCCCUGGAAUCUGUUCGAAACUUUAGUGCUCAUGUUCUAGACAGCGAGGCACACAUUGAUAUUCUUGUGAACAAUGCUGGCGUGAUGGCCUGCCCCUAUACGAAGACUGUGGAUGGUUUUGAGAUGCAGUUUGGUGUGAACCACCUCGGUCAUUUUUUGCUCACCAACCUUCUCCUCGAUCGAAUAAAGGAAGCCCCAUCUGCUCGAAUAGUCAACUUGUCAUCAAUGGGACACACUUGGGGAAAAAUCAAUUUUGACAAUUUGAAUUUGACUCAAAAUUAUUCUCCUUGGAUUGCGUAUUUCCAGAGCAAGCUUGCCAAUGUCCUGUUCACACGGUCGCUUGCUAAGAGGCUCCAAGGAACCAACGUCACCACCAACUCUGUUCAUCCUGGAGGAGUGCGUACUGAGCUGGGAAGACACAUGAACUUCUUGUUGUACUCUAUCGUUAUGUCAACGGUUUGGAUUACCCACAAGUCUCCAUGGCAAGGAGCCCAGACCUCCAUCUACUGUGCUGUGUCAGAAGACAUGGAGGGAGUCUCUGGUCAGUAUCUGGCUGACUGCAAGUUCAAGAAGCUGACCAACCCUCAGGCAACGGAUGACGCCAUUGCUAAGAGGCUAUGGGAAGUGAGCUCUGAGAUGGUGGGGCUCGACAAUUAAUUAGGGACAAUAAACAAAUUAGUAUUUAGAUCUAGCUGUGAACUACAUGUACAUGUAUAACCCUAUUGAGCACGAGAUGUAAUUCUUUAUUCCUGUAUUAAUUGUAUUGCUACAUUCAAUAUAAAUUAUAUCAAUGUUAAUCAAAGAA
This is a messenger RNA of Halichondria panicea, 1176 nucleotides long. Its product is annotated as retinol dehydrogenase 11-like. The transcript is spliced from 2 exons. Bases 33 to 1028 code for a protein of 331 amino acids. The record is from RefSeq and is a predicted model, not a curated record. Lineage: Eukaryota; Metazoa; Porifera; Demospongiae; Suberitida; Halichondriidae.